Molecule: messenger RNA, 934 nt
Organism: Rosa chinensis
Lineage: Eukaryota; Viridiplantae; Streptophyta; Magnoliopsida; Rosales; Rosaceae
Exons: 2
Coding region: 246-815 (189 amino acids)
Source: RefSeq, a predicted model, not a curated record
ACAGAAACUUACCAGUUUAUGGUAGGGAGAUUCUUGGAGGAUUUCUUACUUACAUAAUGAAUUACCUAUCACUGGGCUAAGGGUUUUAUUUAAAGAAAAGAAUGUACGUAAGCAACACUUACUCUGUUAUUCUCUCAUGGGUUGGACAAAUAUAGUACACUGGCAUUGCCUAGUCAUGGCCUCUGCUAGGGUUUCCAAUAGCCUGAGCCUUGUAUCUUGAUCUGAUUUUUCUCGCUUGCCUGUCAAUGAUGUCCACAUCUGGUUUUAGUUGUCCGUGGUCUUUCUUGGAUGGAAGUGCAGUUGUGCCGCCAAAGUCUUAUGCGGCUGUGACGGCGACGCCAGCGAUUCCAAUCGCUAACCUUCCCUUGCCUGUAAUCCACGAAGGGAGAACGACGAUUACUAUCUCAGAGGAGGGGUAUCAAUCUAGGUUGGAGAAGUGCAAACAUAUGCUGCUAGGGCGUCUCCAUUCGUCUGCCAAUGUUAAACCCUACUCUCCUUCUGAAUUGCACCGUAAGCUAGGAUUGGUUUGGGGAGAGAUCGGUCACUGGAGACUUAUACCUAUGGGGAAGGGCUACUACUCAUUCAGCUUUUCCUCAGAUGCAGCACGCUUUCUUGUUUUGGAGAAGGGUGCGAUCGCGCUUAAGCCUAGAAUAUUUAGGUUUAUGCGUUGGACCCCUAAUUUCUCCCCUGCGCAUCAGAAGAACACGAAUGCUCAAGUUUGGGUGAAUUUUUGGGACCUUGGUCUUGAAUUUUGGGAGCCAAUCACUUUGUUUGAAAUAGCAAAUGGAAUUGGAGUUCCAGUGAAGGUUGAUUAGAAUACCUUAGAUCGAAACUUUGGACUUUUUGCCAGGGUUUUGAUUGACAUUGAUUUAUCUGCAGAAUUACCUAGUGAAUUGGCUGUACGUCAUAAAAAUGGGGAGAUGAUGGUCAUUGA